This is a messenger RNA of Peronospora matthiolae, 333 nucleotides long. NCBI's taxonomy places the organism in Eukaryota, Oomycota, Peronosporomycetes, Peronosporales, Peronosporaceae. The record is from the annotation of a GenBank genome assembly.
AUGGCAGCGAACGGCAGCAGCAGCAGCAGCGGUGGCGGUGGUAACCGCAAGGAUCCAAUCCUGGACUUGGCCAAGUACAUUGACCAGGAAGUGCGCGUCAAGUUCCAUGGCGGGCGCGAGGUCACAGGGAUGCUCAAAGGAUAUGACCAGCUAGUGAACCUGGUGCUGGACGACUGCGUCGAGUUCGUGCGCGACCCCAACGACGAGUAUCGGAUCACGGACGAGACCCGCAAAGUUGGACUGGUGGUGUGCAGAGGCACAUCCGUGAUGCUCGUCUCUCCAAUGGACGGAACAGCCGAGAUUCCCAACCCAUUUCUGCAGCAAGAGGGCUAG